AUGGUUCAAAUUGAGUUUGCAAAGGGUUCUAUUUGGCAUGGACUAUUACUUAUGCUCUCUUUGGUGAUUUAUGCAGAUGAGUUGAGGAAGUUGCCUGCAGUUGAGCUAUCCAGUCUUCCUUUAAUACUCAAGAAUUUAAACCUUCUGAGAAUGAGACAUGAUCCUACAUUGGAUAUUCAGCAUGCCUCUCACUGGGAUAAUUUACUUUUACAGGGAGGAAGAGGUGGGCAUUAUGACCGGAAACAUUGUUUGAGGGUCUAUUCGCUGGGAUAUCACAGUUUGUUGCAACAUAUUUUCGGUCAUGUUAUGGCUGCAAUUGGAGGAAACAGUGCUGGUCCAGGUAUUUUGGUGAGGAGACCUAGUGCUUACAACCCAUCCCGUGCUGCAACACUUGGUCCAAGCCAGCCCAAUCCAGUACUGAACCUGGCUGUUGUUGGGUUAAAGUCGCAGGAUCUACCAGGCCAGAGCUGGCAGGUGCCUACUGGACGCAGAGAUGGCAGGGUAUCAUUGGCCUCAGAUACCACCAAAUUGCCUGGCUUUGGAGACUCUAUUGAUGUUCAAAAGCAAAAGUUUGCAGAAAAGGGUCUCGACACCAAAGAUCACCUUGUUGCCCUCGUUGGUAAGAACUACUCCAUUGGAACAGCAGCAUGUCAACUCUUCAGAUACAGACUAUACAACCUUACUAGUACUACAAGCGAAAAUGGUGCUGAUCCUACCAUUGACCCAACUUUGCUGCGUCAACUCCGAGCUCUCUGCCCACAGAAUGGCACGGGAACAAGGCGUGUUGGUCUAGAUCCUGGUAGCCAAAACACAUUUGACUCGUCUUACUUCAACAACUCGAGGAAUGGCCGUGGAGUACUCGAGUCGGAUCAAAGGUUAUGGACUGAUUCCACCACAAAGACUUUUGUUCAGCGUUUCUUGCAGGGAGCGAAUCCCUUCAAUGUGGAGUUUGGAAGGUCCAUGGUGAAGAUGAGCAACGUUGAUGUUAAAACAGGUACCCAGGGUGAAAUUCACGAAAUAUGUUCUGCAAUUAACUAA
This is a messenger RNA of Juglans microcarpa x Juglans regia, 1038 nucleotides long. RefSeq names its product peroxidase N1-like. Gene Ontology annotation, molecular function: heme binding; peroxidase activity. NCBI's taxonomy places the organism in Eukaryota, Viridiplantae, Streptophyta, Magnoliopsida, Fagales, Juglandaceae. The record is from RefSeq and is a predicted model, not a curated record. Bases 1 to 1038 code for a protein of 345 amino acids. Gene Ontology annotation, biological process: response to oxidative stress. The transcript is spliced from 7 exons. Gene Ontology annotation, cellular component: plasmodesma; plant-type cell wall.